Messenger RNA from Styela clava, 3497 nucleotides. RefSeq lists its product as uncharacterized. Lineage: Eukaryota; Metazoa; Chordata; Ascidiacea; Stolidobranchia; Styelidae. Gene Ontology annotation, molecular function: protein binding. The record is from RefSeq and is a predicted model, not a curated record.
UCGUAUAUCUGCAAUGCGUUAUACGCCAAAUAAUUAUUAAAAACCUCUGGAGUUAAAAUCAUGGAGUCACAUAGUGAUACAGAUGUGGCAACAGCCAAAAGAUUGGCUCAGAUGUUUCUUGCGGACACUGAAAACAAACUGCCGAGAUCGUCAUCAAAAGCGGAAAUAUAUUCAGAUAAACCUGAGAAACCAAGCGUUGAUACCAUCGGGAAAAAUCUUGCUAAGGAUCCGGUGACAAGAAGAAAAUCUUUUGCCGGUGAGCUUCCUGGAUAUACACCUCAAAAAAAUUCUACGAUGCCCCCAAUGGAAGGCAUGGCGUACUCUUUCCAUCAAGCAACGCUGAACUUGACAUCUCAGGAAUUUAAUCUGGAGCGGAUAAAAGAUCGAGGGGGAAUUCAAAAAGUGCCUGAUUCUCGUGAACGACCUAACAUCCAAUUCAACAUGGAUACUAUAGUUCGGCAAAUACGAGAUGAUAUUAUUGAUCGAUGCAGAAAAAUUUGUGAAAAAGCAGCUCUGAUGAAAUACGACGAACGACAAGAAGCUGGGCUCAUUCCUGAUGAACUUCGUGCAGAUCUUGAGAAGAGAUUGGCAGAUUUGAUUAUAGUUGGUGAACGGAGCGGUCUCGGAAAACAUACUCUGUGCGUUUACGAACUGGAAUGCCAUUUCCACAUCAAAAUCGCAAUGGUUCACAUAGAAGGUCCAACGGAAUCAAUCGACAAAGCUGUUCAACUCUAUCGAAUGGGCCAGUUUGCUGAAGCAUUACCUAUGCUUGAACUUCAACUUGAGAAAACUAACUGUUACAUGCACGAGUUAGUUGCUGGUUGUCUGUUCAACUUGGGAAGAAUAGAAGAAGCAGGAUUUCAUUUCCAACAGGCAAUAAGUAACAUGACGAAUCGAGAUAUCAGUGACAGAACAGUGAAAACAGAAAAACAGCAAUCUAAUCUUCUCGCUACAGCAAAGAACGCUAAAGCAAAAGCUGGGGAAAGUAUGAAGAACCAUCAAUUUGAAGAUGCAAUCAGAUAUUACUACAUGUCAAAUGUACUCUUUUCAGGGAUCGAGAAUAGGCAGGAGGGGAUUGACGGUAUGAUUCUAUGCAUGGGCGGACUCAAUGACGUCAUACAAGCACUGAUGAAAGUAGAUCCGGUGGAAGGGGGUUCACCAACAACGCGAGAUGCUUUGACGUCGUUGUUGGAAAUGCAUGAUUUGUUUAAUGAUAUCAUCACCAACUGUGAUGUUGACGUCGGGUAUAGAGAUCACUGCAAAGCACUAUGUAUGAAUGUUGUCGGUCUAGCGUUUGAAUGUACAGGAAGAUAUAUGUCAGCUCUCAAUCGUUAUAAAGAAGCACAAAAUUGCUACAGCCGAAUCACUGAUGACAGACAAAAGUUACUUCGCAUGCGUGACUGCAUCUUGAAAGCACGACAUUCUGUGCGUUCAUUGGCCAAACAAGUUGGUGGCGCAUAUUCUGACGGUGAAAUCCCUUCACAAGUGCGACAAGCGAUGUCUAUUGUUCUUCAAAUGCACUCAUCUUUCAUGUCGAUCAGCGAAAGAGUUCAUGUCGACCCAGAAUUUAGAGCUGAAAAUCAAGCGGAGGUUUUGAACAGCGUCGGUAUUGGGUACUAUGAAUUGAGACAAUUUGAACAAGCGGAAGCAAUGCUUAAAGCAGGAAUUGAUCUACUAAAGAAAAAGAUCGGACCUGAGUGCAGAAUUAUCACUCUCGCCCAGUUAACCUACAACAUCGGGCUUUUGUACCAGGAUAUUGGACAAUUACCGAAAGCGAAAGCAUGUUACCAGGAAGCUAGGAUUCUUUAUCAGAAGAUCGAUGAUGAACAAACCAGAGACGAAGGAAUGAGGAAAGCAGAAGAAGCUUUGGAUGACAUUGAAUAAUGAAUGGUAACGACUUCAUUGCAAUCAGGACAUUAUCGAAAUGUCUUUAUAUAUAUAUAUAUAUGUUUAUUUUUUUCACUUCGAUAACUCAUUGCAGCGUGGACGUCUGCGUAUGCGAAAGCUUACUUGAGAUGCGACGUUCAUGAAAUGUAAUUACUGACCAAGCUCUUUUGGUACAGUCAUUGCCAUUCUAUUUCGCUAUAUUUAACGUUUACUUGUUGAUUUGGGACAAUGAUUUCAUUUAACAUCGGUGGUAAAGGACCUAAUUCGUGAAUAUUCACACCCCAAAUCCAAAGUACUUCCAAAAUAGAAUAUUUCAACUAAAAACUCGACAACUCCAAAAGGUUUAUAUUGUUCUACAUAUAUGUAAGACCUAUGACUAUGUCAUCUAUAAAUUUGUUUCGCUCAUAGUCUUCUACCAUGUAUUGUAGUUUAGUUAGCAUUUUUUAAAUAUGUAGAUCGGCCCAUGUUACCGAUUCAGUGGCGCAUUAUAUAGUCUUUUCGGUGCCUUCCAUUGUUGCGACCCUUGCUCUCGGACAAAUGUACUUAUUAAUUAGCAUCUGCGAACCACAUGUUUGGUCUGAUCAUGUGACGUCACUUGUAAUACCUGUGGUAGUUUCUCGUUCACCAUACAUAAUAGGCGACGAAAUAAAACUUGGCUAGGCACUUUUUCCUACGAGUAGACUGGGUUGGCAAACUUGAUUUAAUAAAGAACGCUUUGGUUUUAUAACAGGUAGGAAACAACCUCUUCCGAAAUCUCCGCAAUUCCAUAGUCACCCUUGUUUGAUGUGCUUACAUUUUAGGUUUUAUAUUUUAAAACAGUCUCGGAUCAAGACAAAUUUUCCCUAGUCAUCACAAUGAACAAAACAAUGUAUUCAGAAUUGCUUCGCUAUAUUUAUUGACCAUCAAAUUUUUUAAAUUGUCAAUGUAUAUAAAUAACAUGAAAUUUGUUCAAGAAAGAUUGCAAUAUUAUUAGAGCAAUUAAUACAGCUUUAAAUUUUUAUAGCAAAAUGGAAUAUUCUAGCAUAGGAGACAAGAGUAACAACAAAGUAUGGGUCAUCAAUAUACAUAGUACAUACAUGUGCCAUUUAUAAUCAGGACAAACAAAAAUGAUUAGAUAAACCAAAAUAGUGUGAAGACUUGCCACCUGGUAGAAAAACUUUGAAUGUCUACAUAUACCAGACAUCUUUCACAGCGAAAGUUGUAUGUUCAACUACUGAUAAACCAAUAUAAUUAAAAAAUCAAAACUAGAACAUGGUUUUGAUAUUUGAGGCAGAAUUGAAUUCUUUCACAACCUAAAACCCGUGCUUUUGAGGAGACAAUAAUACACCAGAGAAAAAUUAUUAUGGCAGGUUAGACUGACUUGAAUCAACACAGUAUGCAAUUGGAACAUUAAAUAAAACAUGAUGAACUUGAGAAUAACUUUGAACAGGAAAAACAAAAAAAAUUCCCAACAUAAUUAACAUGAAAACGGUUUUUCAAAUGAGAAAUACCUCUUAUGAUCUAUCUCAGUUAUUUCUCUACCCGAUGCUGUAUAUAACUGAAUAAAGUCAGCUCUUUUGUUCUAGUCAGGCACUGAUGGACAAAAUAUACACUAAAUGAGAAAUGUAUGG